GGUGCCAUGGCUGCCGCUGUGCAGGAGUGCCUGGAGCUCCAGCUGCUGGAGCUGGAAAUGCUCCUUUCCAUGUUCCCCAAAAAAGGGGAGAUCAGCCUGGACGGGGCUGCCGUGCCCGCCCUGCAGCGCUACCUGAGGGACGGCGGCGGAUCCCUGCCCCCGCGGCUCGAGUACUCGGUCGCCGUCGGUGUCGGGGAGCCGGAGGUAAAAGUGGAAUUGCAGGUACAGUUGCCUCAUAUGUAUCCCCAUGUGGCUCCUCAGCUUUUUGCAAGAUCAGAUGCCCUGCACAGACAGCAACAGUUGCAGCUCAACACUCUUCUCACUUCUCACAUCAGCUCUUUGGAUUCAGGUGAACUGUGCGUAUGUGAAGCUGUGCAGUGGCUGAAAGAGAACAGCCUGCCUUAUUUAGAAAAUAGCAAGGUCUCUGCUGAAAGUGUUUCAAAGGAAACAGUAGUUAAAGAAACAAUUCAACGUAUGUGGAUCUACAGCCAUCAUAUAUACAGGCAGGAAUUGAGGAAGAAGAUCUUUGAGUGUGCAAAGAAAUUAAACCUGACUGGCUUCUGCUUGACAGGAAAACCUGGGGUGAUCUGUGUGGAGGGAAUCAGAGAAAACUGUGAGGAGUUCUGGCGUGUUAUCAGAUAUCCCAACUGGAAGCAUAUUUCAUGCAAACAUGUGGAGACUGUAGAAGCAGAGGGAAGUAUUGAUAAUCUGCGCCUCUUUCAGACUUUUGAAGACUUGCAGUUUCAGGCCCAUGGUGAUUAUGGCCUGAGGAACGACUAUCACAUGGACCUGGGCCAGUUCCUUGAAUUCCUGAAGCAGCAUCAAAGUGGACAUAUUUUUCAGAUUUUAUUUGGUGUUGAAGGCAAACUUGCAGACAAAUAAGAAAAAACAUGUAAAAGAAUGCUAACUUUGAACAGCAAGAGAUGAAGCUGACAUUAAUAUUUGUCCUUAAGCUAUGGCUAUUGUGAAAAGGGAAACCCAGUGUUUAACACAGAAGGACAGUUCAAGUAGAUGUUCCUGGCUCUGUUCUGAAUUGCAGUGUAUUUUUUGAAAGAGGUGCUUCUUAUUUUCAGAGACCUUAAAAGCAGCAUUUAUCACUGAGCCACAUCUCACAGAAGUGCUUGCAAGGUGAUAAAAAUCCCACUUGGUAGUAUCCUGAAUUACACUGGUCUGCAAUCAUCCAUACUGUGCUGUGUUACCAAGCUGAGGCACAGAGCUUUAGUUAACUUCUUCAUUUAGUUGUGGGUCACCAAGGUGGCUGCAGUCAGAGAUUAAUACAAUUUCCAAUAUAAAAGUACACCCCACCAAAGGGAGUCAAGAUUUGCUGCAUUCACUAUCUUUUAUUGCUGUGUGAAACAUCUGCUCUCACUUAAUUCAGCUGAUCCAAGAAAAGCAAAGACUCUUGUGCCCAACCACAGCACCAAGUUUUGCAUUUAAAACAGAGGAAUGGUGGGGUGGGAGGAGGGAAGUAAGCCUACAUCACCCUAUCACUGUAAAGACAUACUACCCAAAGCUUCCACCCUAUCAUUUGGAAGCUUUGGGUGGUAUGUCUUUACAGUGAUAGUGUUACUGCCCACAUUUCCAAUAGCUUCUUCUUCUCAUCUCAUUAGGGUCCGUUUACAUUAAU
Messenger RNA from Phasianus colchicus (ring-necked pheasant), 1627 nucleotides. It is a transcript of the gene RWDD2A, whose product is annotated as RWD domain containing 2A. Lineage: Eukaryota; Metazoa; Chordata; Aves; Galliformes; Phasianidae. The record is from RefSeq and is a predicted model, not a curated record. Gene Ontology annotation, molecular function: protein binding.